AUGGCAUCUACAAGUACUCUCACUCCCGCGCUUCCACCGACUGCAAACUUGAAACAUGAUUUCACACUCGCACGAUUGUUGUGUUCGUACGUUUAUGCUGCUUUCAGUGCACUGUUCACAAAGCUGUCUUCAUUGUUUUGCAGCAUUGGACGCAGUCCUGGACCACAAAUACCUUGGCCAAAAAGGAGAGUAGGGGAUACUGAUGAUUAUGAAGAAUUGUACUUUCCGCUCAGUGAUACGAUCACGAUUGUGACAGGUGCCAAUUCUGGAGUGGGUUACGAGAUUGCAAAAGCGCAUUUUCGAAAAGGAUCAACAGUAAUAUUAGCAUGCAGAGAUCUUGAGCGUGGAGAUAAUGCUGUUCGGACAAUACUGCAAGAAGAAGGCUUGCCUGAAUCUGAUGUAGAGAAUGAAUGCUUACAAGUACUGGUAUGUGAUACGUCAUCGCUUGAAAGUGUGAGAGCUUUCGCACGAUGCUUCAAAGCAGUUUUCAAAGGCAAAAAAAUUGAUUUCCUGUUUCUCAAUGCUGGCAUUUGUCAAAAGCCAUACAACAUCGAUCGAUUCACUUCGGAGGGCUUGGAGUACAUGUAUGCUACCAACUUCCUCGGUCACUUCCUGCUCACAGGACUACUUUCCUCAUCUUUCUCAAAGGAUGUUCGAAUUAUUUCAACUUCAGCUUUGGCUGCAUCACAUGCAACUUUCGAUCCGCAAUUGCUGGCUCGUAGACCGAACAAUCAUGAGCAAACGCUCGAAGUAGGAUUUCAUACCGUCAAGCGACAUCCUAUCCUUGCCCGUAUCUUCUCUUUGACUCCAUUGGACGUCUUUCAUAUUUAUGGGCAAGGAAAAGCAAUGCAAAUCGCUUUCAGUAAUACUUUGCAAAACCGAUUUGAUCAAAGUGCAAGAUCCAAAAACGCAACAAAUCAUAAAUUCACUGCAGCAUUUCAUCCAGGUGUAGUUGCAACAAAUAUCUUUAAAGGCUUUUAUACUCCCGAUCAAAAACAUGGAGCUCAAACAGGUUUAUGGCUCGCACAUACAUUUGAUGCACGUCCAGGAGCAUUUUAUGAUCGUGCAAAAGAGCUUACUUUGCCUUGGUAUAAAUCGUACGAUCAGCAACUUGCAGAUCGAUUGUGGCAAAGAUGGAAUAAUGAUGCCGGACUCAAGGAAUCUGACUGGCACUUUUGAGGCGAGAUACAUUGCAUUGUGUUCCUGAUUUACAGCAAGAGCCUAUCGAUCAUCCCUACUUGUUUCUUUUGCAUAGCCAUAUGAAUUGCCCACAGCCUAUUCAAUAAUGAUAGUAACAUGUCUCUCACAUUGAUUAAACGUC
This is a messenger RNA of Meira miltonrushii, 1321 nucleotides long. RefSeq names its product NAD(P)-binding protein. NCBI's taxonomy places the organism in Eukaryota, Fungi, Basidiomycota, Exobasidiomycetes, Exobasidiales, Brachybasidiaceae. The record is from RefSeq and is a predicted model, not a curated record. The coding region runs from base 1 to 1179 and encodes 392 amino acids. The transcript has 2 exons.